Mobula hypostoma (lesser devil ray) is the source of this 858-nucleotide messenger RNA. RefSeq names its product gem (nuclear organelle) associated protein 6 (gene gemin6). Gene Ontology annotation, biological process: spliceosomal complex assembly; spliceosomal snRNP assembly. The record is from RefSeq and is a predicted model, not a curated record. Gene Ontology annotation, cellular component: SMN complex; nucleus. Bases 76 to 588 code for a protein of 170 amino acids. The transcript has 3 exons. NCBI's taxonomy places the organism in Eukaryota, Metazoa, Chordata, Chondrichthyes, Myliobatiformes, Myliobatidae.
GAGCGCCGGCGGUGUAGGGGUGACGACGAUAGCGGAGCGCCAGAGAGGGAUUUGAGAUAUUAUUGUCUGGUAAAUAUGAAUGAAUGGAAGACAAAGAAACCUUUAGAAUGGGAGAAGUACCUGAAUAAAGAAGUGAAAGUUACUGCGGAUGAAAAGAACACUUACCAGGGCUGGGUCUUCACGGUUGAUCCAGUAUCAGGAAGUGUUGUUCUGGUGAACUUUGUAGAUGCUGGGAAGGUGUCUGUUGCGACCGUCAUGGGCCAUGCGAUCCAGGCAGUGGAACUGAUCAGUGAAGGAGAAAGUAACACCACCGAGAGGCUUUCGGCCUUAUUCAUGCCCGUAGGAAGCAGGGCCUACAGCAACGAGGAGCUCGAACAACGGAAACUCCGCCUGAAGUCCUGGCUGGAGAAAAACCGGAUUCCUGUUACAGAGCAAGGGCACCAAAAUAAGAUGCUGUGUGUGGCCGGGGUAUUGACUGUUUCUCCGCCAUAUAAUGCAGAAGACUGCAAUAGCUCCAAUGAAAUCAUCUUAUCUAGAGUUCAAAGCCUCAUCAACUGUAACCCUGAAGCCGGUGACAAAAAUGAAUAGAGUACCAGUUUCCCUGGUAAAUUUAGUAUCUGCAACUCCAUUGUAAAACAUUUACCAUUCUCCUGCAGACACUCCCCUGUCCAGAAUUAUGAUGCAGUUCUAAUCGCUGCUGUGCAGAGCAAAACUAAAGUUCAAAAUGAGCUUGUCAUCCAAACCGAUGUACCAUUUUUAACUGUCCAGAAGAGAAUCUCAUGUUGAGUUUUUGUAUGUUUUCAUCUCACAAGGUACUGUUGUAAAUAUACAACUUCCAUUCUGAAGUUCAUUAGUAAA